CACUGUAGAGUUUUCAUUGAUAAAGUAGCUCUCGCCUUGUGCUGGUCUCUGUCUGCAGCUGGAGUGUGUACGGAUGAACCCAGCAUCAACAGCACAUCUCGUUCUCUCUCUCUCUCUCUCUCGUUCAGCCUGCAACAGAAACAACAAAGCAACAAAACCACAGCUAGCAGAGCAGAUGCACAGGAACCAUAACAGCAGAGCUGGGACCAAGAGAUCAAGGACCAUAACAGCAGUUCUGGGACCAGCAGAUCAGGGACCAUAACAGCAGAGCUGGGACCAGGAUAGCAAGAGCCUGUCAAUCCAUCACUCUGGGCUCUACCGAGGCUAGUGUUCUACCUCUGGCCAACAUGAAGCUGCUGAACGGAGGAGGAGGAGGAGGAGGAGACGAAGAAGUAAGAGGAGGAGGAGGAGAAGGACGAGGAGGAGGAGAGAAGAAUGUAUUCUCCUUCAAGAAGUGUUCUGCUUUUCAGUUUGUGAAGAGAAAGGUCAGAAAGUGGAAGAUGUUGAACCGUCACCACGGUGAUGCUAAGCAGAAGGAGGCGGAGUCUGAGGUGCACCUUGGGGGCGGACCAUGGGGGGUGAGAACCAACCACCAGCUGGCUAGCCCUGUCCUGCUGGAGUGCUGUGUCUGCAGUGGACCCUUUGUUAGCUACGCUCUGGAAGAGGCCUGGCAGCCACGGCAACGCACACAGGCGAUGGAUCUGUACUACCAUAGUGAACCAGAGUACUACUGCUGUCGCAACGACUCUACUUUUAUGAAACAGAGGAGAUUGGGGCUGAAUGACUUCAUUCAGAGGCUGGCCACUAGUAACUCUGACACCUGCAAACAUCCUGAGGUUCAGUCCAUUGUCAACUUGGCUCCCCAACAACAGGAGGCUGAACUCAUGAACUCGAAUCCCACUCCUCCUCCCAGUCCCUCCCAGCAGAUGAACCUGGGCCCGUCCUCCAACCCCACAGCCAAGCCCAGUGACUUCCACUUCCUGAAGGUGAUAGGGAAGGGUAGCUUCGGGAAGGUCCUCCUAGCCAGGCACCGAACAGACGACCAGUUCUACGCUGUUAAGGUGCUGCAGAAGAAGGCCAUCCUGAAGAAGAAAGAGGAGAAGCACAUCAUGUCAGAGAGGAAUGUCCUGUUGAAGAACAUUAAACACCCCUUCCUAGUGGGACUACACUACUCCUUCCAGACCGCUGAUAAACUCUACUUUGUGCUGGACUACAUUAACGGAGGAGAGGUGAGGACGGGCCCUAAUGACCUUCGUCACUUUGAUCCAGAAUUCACAGACGAGCCUGUCCCCUCUUCCAUUGGCUGUUCUCCUGACUCCUCCCUCAUCACUGCCAGCAUCACAGAGGCAGCCGAUGCCUUCCUAGGGUUCAGCUACGCACCCUCCAUGGGUUCAUACCUAUCCGUCCUCUCCCCUACUCCCUACCCCCUAAUCGCUACGCCCCCCUCCUCCCCUCAGAUCCGUCCUCUCCCCUACUCCCUAAUCGCUACGCCCCCCUCCCUCCUCCCCUUAGAUCUGUCCUCUCCCCUAAUCGCUACGCCCCCCUCCUCUCCUCAGAUCCGUCCUCUCCCCUACCCCCUAAUCGUUACGCCCCCCUCCUCCUCUCAGAUCCGUCCUCUCCCCUACCCCCUAAUCAUCCGUCCUCUCCCCUACCCCCUAAUCGCUACGCCCCCCUCCUCCCCUCAGAUCCGUCCUCUCCCCUACUCCCUAAUCGCUACGCCCCCCUCCUCCCCUUAG
Messenger RNA from Oncorhynchus kisutch (coho salmon), 1736 nucleotides. RefSeq names its product serum/glucocorticoid regulated kinase 1 (gene sgk1). Gene Ontology annotation, biological process: protein phosphorylation. Gene Ontology annotation, molecular function: ATP binding; protein serine/threonine kinase activity. The coding region runs from base 348 to 1736 and encodes 462 amino acids. The record is from RefSeq and is a predicted model, not a curated record. Lineage: Eukaryota; Metazoa; Chordata; Actinopteri; Salmoniformes; Salmonidae. The transcript has 11 exons.